Molecule: messenger RNA, 865 nt
Organism: Fragaria vesca subsp. vesca
Lineage: Eukaryota; Viridiplantae; Streptophyta; Magnoliopsida; Rosales; Rosaceae
Product: dehydration-responsive element-binding protein 1F-like
Exons: 1
Coding region: 95-865 (256 amino acids)
Biological process (GO): regulation of DNA-templated transcription
Molecular function (GO): DNA binding; DNA-binding transcription factor activity
Source: RefSeq, a predicted model, not a curated record
AAAACACAGUCUACUCAGCAACGUAGCACUCCUCGAUCUCCUUCUACUCUCAGCCAAGAGAAAAUACCACUAGCCAGGUCGAUCUCGACUUCAGAUGAAUAGCUCCACUUCCCAGCAGCAGCUCUCCGACUCCAACCUGCAGCAGCAGCCCCUCGACUCCUCCUCCUCCAUCGACAAGCCGGAAUCCUCCUCCUUCUCCGACGCCAGCGUCACCAACCGCCGCUCAGCUCACUCCGACGAGGAAGUCAUUUUGGCUUCCAGCCGGCCCAAGAAGCGCGCCGGGAGGCGAGUGUUCAAGGAGACUCGCCACCCGGUGUACCGCGGCGUGCGGCGGAGGAACAACAACAAAUGGGUGUGCGAGGUGAGGGAGCCAAACAAGAAGACCAGGAUCUGGCUCGGCACGUACCCGACGGCCGAGAUGGCCGCUCGGGCUCAUGACGUGGCGGCAUUGGCGCUUCGCGGGAAGCAAGCGUGCCUGAAUUUCGCGGACUCGGCGUGGCGCUUGCCGGUCCCGGCUUCUAAGGACCAGCUCGACAUUCGCCGAGCCGCCGCCGAGGCUGCUGAGACGUUCCGGCCUCAGGAGUUCGGCGGCGUCUCGAGCAGCUGCGAGGACGAUUACUAUCAGGAAAGUAAUAAUGAAGCGGAUCAGGAAGUCGCCAAGAUAUCAUUAGACUCGGCGGAGAAGAAGAACGAAGGGUUCUACGAGGACGAAGAGGCCGUCUUCGACAUGCCGAGGUUGCUGACUAGCAUGGCGGAGGGUUUACUGCUAUCUCCACCUCGUCAUUACAUGGACAGCAUCAACUGGGGCGACGCCGAUGACGUGGAAAGCGAGCCGAAUUUCAGCCUCUGGAGCUACUCCGUAUGA